UUUUUUUCCUGGGGGAUCUGCCGAAUGUGUAAUGGAGUCUGAGGACGAUAUGCACGACGCCGACGAGGUAGCGUCCGUGGUUGAAGAGGAUGAUUAUUACAGCGGCGGCGAAGAGGAGGACAUGGAUAUUGAGGGAAAUGAUGGGGAAGAUGAUUAUGGUGAUGAGGAAGACGAUGAUACCGGAGAUUACUUCGUGGCUAAUUACUUAGACUACGAUGACGAUGCUAUCCCUAGUCGGUCACAGAAGAGCUAUACCAUCUUAAAAGAAGAAGAUAUAAAGCAACGGCAAGAAGAAGACAUUACCAAAAUUUCUAUUGUCCUUUCAAUUCCAAAGGAAGCUGCAUGCAUACUGUUGAGGCAUUAUAACUGGAGUGUCAAUAAUGUGCAUGAGGAAUGGUUUGCCAAUGAAGAAGUAGUACGUAUAGCUGUUGGUUUAUCAGAGAAACCACUUGUUAAGUAUCCGAAUUUUAAGGAUGUUGCCUGUGGGAUUUGUUUUGAGAACUACCCUUGUGAUAGUCUACGUUCAGCUGCAUGUGUUCAUCUUUUCUGUGAUGCAUGCUGGAAAGCUUACAUUAGCACAUCUGUCAAUGAUGGUCCUGGAUGCUUGACGCUGAGGUGUCCUGAUCCAUCCUGUGGUGCUGCUGUUGGCCAAGAUAUGAUCAAUAAGUUGGCCUGUGAUGAAGACAAGGAAAAGUAUUGUCGUUAUCUUCUUAGAUCAUAUGUUGAGGACAGCCGUAAGGGCAUACAAGCUACUUAAAGAUAGAAGAAAACAAAACCGGAAGAGAGUCCUUCCAAUAAUAGGAAGAAUGUGAAGCAAUCACCCAAUUAGCUAUAUUAUUGGCCACAACGUUGUCCUUCCGUGAGACAUGGGAACACGACCUGCUUAAAAGAUCUCUGAUAUUCGUAAACACCUCAAAGAGAGGGUCCAAAUCCUCCGAGAUAGUAAUGCUGCAUACGACUUCCAAGGAGUCCGUCAGCACAACCUUUGAGUCUGAGUCCAGUGCAAAACGGAGACCGUGUUAGAGCGCUAGCGCUUCCGCUAAUAAAGGAGAAAUGAGCUCUCGAUGCAAGUAGCGAAGGCUGCCUUACAUACGCCGUCUUUAUCACGAAAUCAGCCACCUAAAUCGAUUUUGGACUCGCGGACCGCCGCAUCGCAAAGAAUUAGUACAAGUACCCCCGCUUUUCCAACUAGAAAGCAAAUCCCGACAGGAAAGUCGCCUGAUUGAGCACUAUCGAAUUCUUUUAACCAAGAUAUCCCAAAAUUCCUAACCCAUUCUGGACUUCUUGCCUUGAAGUUUUUACGGAGGCGAUUACGCUCCUGCCAAAUAAGCCACAAGCUAAUUGCAUAAGUCCUAAAAUCAGCACCACAAUCUCCAUUUAGGAUAGCCAAAGCUAGGGAGAUAAAUCCCAUUUCCGAAGACUAGAGAUAACAUCCCACCAUCCUGCGAAUUUCCAUAAUUUCCUUGCCCAGUCGCAUUCAAAGAAAAGAUGAUUAUUCGAUUUCCAACAACCGGACCCGCAAACACCGAUCCAAAACUAUGUCUCCGAGCGGAUUUUUCUCAGGAUGGGAUGGCUGAGGAGAUGAUACUUCCAGUGGAAUAACUUUAUUUUAGGGGGAAGUCGAAAUUUCCAAAGCGCUUUCCACCAGGUCGUAUUUGGAUUUGAACUCGAAGCCGAAGAAUCCCCUUGUAAGCUUUUGAAGAGAUGAUAGCUUCUACGCACCGAGUAUUUGCCGUUCCCGUAAAAUGCCAGAAUUUCCACUUAAUGGAAUAAAUAUUAUUUUGAUUGCGUCAAUGGGCAGAAAAAGUUGGCGAACAAGAUCAUUUUGCCAAGACCCCGUUGAUGCCGAUAAGGUCCUGGAUGCACUCCUGCCCACGCGCUCCAGCCCACGCACAGGCUGGGAAAGUGGCCUGAACAAAAAAAUAUGAGGGAUGCGGUAUAAAUCUUAACUUUGGAGCCAUCCCCAAUCCUUCAGUGUAUGCCCGCUUUAACGACUUUACGUCCCCACAGAAGACACUUCCAUAGAUAAGUAAAAUUAGAUCGAACUGUGGAGUCAAGAAAAUCAUCGUUGUGAAAGUAUUUGGCCUUAAGCAUUCGAGCAACCAAGGAAAAGAGACGAUUUAAGAUAUUCAGGCUUGUUUGCCCAGCAACGAUUUAUUAAAAAACUGCACAUCCGUGAAUCCCAGACCUCCAUUAAUUUUGGAUUCAGACAUUUUCCUCCAAGAUAUCCAGGCUUAUUUACGUUCACGAUCCCGGGCACCCCACCAAAAUUGACGGACCAGCCUCUUGAUUUGAUCACAAAUGAAACCGAAAAAGGCUCAUCAAAUAAGUAGGAAUUGCUUUGAUCACAACCUUUAUUAAAGUUUCAUGACCCCCGACAGAAAACCAAUAUCGGUGCCAUCCUUGAAGUCUUUUCCAGAUCUUAUCAUGCAAAGGUUCAAAUUGUAUCCUGACCCACCAAGGAUGGGAUGCCUAGAUAGAUUAAAUGGUGUCCUGCCCCUGGUUGUGAUUCUGCUGUUGAAUACGUUGUUGGUAGUGGGAGUUAUGAUGUCUCUUGCAGUUGUUCAUAUGGCUUCUGCUGGAAUGAUAUUGGCCAACUCCAAGCCUUGUCCGAAGUGCAAGCGUCCUAUUGAGAAAAAUCAAGGCUGCAUGCAUAUGACUUGCACACCACCAUGCAAGUUUGAAUUUUGCUGGUUAUGCCUUGGUGUUUGGUCAGACCAUGGCGAGAGGACUGGUGGAUUUUAUGCUUGCAACCGAUAUGAAGCGGCGAAACAAGAGGGAGUGUAUGAUGAAGCUGAGAGGAGGAGAGAGAUGGCCAAGAACUCUUUGGAAAGAUAUACUCAUUAUUAUGAGCGAUGGGCUUCCAACCAAUCGUCAAGGCAAAAAGCCCUAGCUGAUUUACAUCAGAUGCAAAGUACACAUCUUGAGAAGCUUAGUGAAGUACAAUCACAACCAGAGUCACAAUUGAAAUUCAUUUUAGAUGCCUGGCAACAGAUUGUUGAAUGUAGGAGAGUGCUCAAGUGGACUUAUGCAUAUGGAUAUUAUCUACACGAGCACGAAGACACCAAAAAGAAAUUUUUUGAGUAUUUGCAAGGUGAGGCUGAGGCGGGUCUCGAGAGGCUUCAUCAAUGUGCAGAGAAGGAACUAAUGAAUUACCUCAAUGCUGAUGGGCCAUCAAAAGAUUUUAAUGAUUUCCGCACAAAGCUUGCUGGUCUGACCAGCGUGACACGAAACUACUUUGAGAACUUGGUGAAAGCACUGGAGAAUGGUCUUUCAGAUGUAUCCCAGGCAGCAAGUAAUAGUAUGAAAAGUUCCAAAAGUUCCAAAAAUAUAGCUGGGACUAGCAAGAGUAAAGGCUCAAGGUGAAAAGGAUCUUCCAAUUCAUGCACAUCUGGUAGAAAUGCAGAUGAUUGAGUUAACUGGGCAUACAAUCAGUGUACCUUCAUGAAUGUACCGUCUGCAAACAUGACUCAUAAAUGGCGGAUGCUUUCCUGGAUGUGGCUUUGGACAAGCUGUGGUAUUUGUAAAUAAAUCAUGCAUCAAGUUUUAAGUGUUAAAUAUCUUCUUUAACUCUUUACCCGCACCCCAUCAGUGUUCUUUUCUUUUCAAACUUGGCAUGAUGGAAUGUACAAGAUCUUUGACUGUGAUUGUAUCCACUUCAUCUGCCUUAUUUUGUGCUUGUAAUGUGUUGUGAUACAUGGAAAUAUAUGUUGGCGUUGGGCAAACUCUUUAUUCUUGUUGAAUAUGAAGCAUUUCAUCCUCAGUUCGUGGUGUUUGAUCAUGGUAUGGAGUAGGCUGUGAAUGAAG
This is a messenger RNA of Striga asiatica, 3807 nucleotides long. The record is from the annotation of a GenBank genome assembly. Lineage: Eukaryota; Viridiplantae; Streptophyta; Magnoliopsida; Lamiales; Orobanchaceae.